Molecule: messenger RNA, 3375 nt
Organism: Elgaria multicarinata webbii
Lineage: Eukaryota; Metazoa; Chordata; Lepidosauria; Squamata; Anguidae
Gene: ASB8
Product: ankyrin repeat and SOCS box containing 8
Exons: 4
Coding region: 114-965 (283 amino acids)
Biological process (GO): intracellular signal transduction
Molecular function (GO): protein binding
Source: RefSeq, a predicted model, not a curated record
CGGCGGAGGUUGAGCUUCCGGGUGGCGCUGGUGGUGGAGGGUUCGCGGGUCGUAUGGGCGCUGGGUCGGCAACGUGGAGCAUGUGAAUCAACCCAAGGAAACUGAGUUCCAGUAUGUGGUACAUCAUGCAGAGCAUUCAGAGUAAAUAUUCUUUGUCGGAGCGUCUGAUCCGGACUAUAGCAGCCAUCCGAUCCUUCCCACAUGACAAUGUUGAAGACCUUAUCAGGAGGGGUGCUGAUGUCAACUGCAUGCAUGGUACCCUGAAGCCGCUGCACUGUGCCUGCAUGGUAGCCGACGCCGAUUGCAUUGAGCUCCUGUUGGAAAAAGGAGCUGAGGUCAACGCCCUUGACGGGUACAACCGCACAGCGCUUCACUAUGCAGCAGAAAAGGAUGAGACCUGCGUGGAGAUCCUCUUAGAAUACGGGGCAAAUCCAAAUGCGCUGGAUGGUAACAAGGACACUCCCCUGCACUGGGCCGCCUUUAAGAACAAUGCUGAAUGCGUCCGAACGCUCUUGGAAAGCGGAGCCUUUGUCAACGCUCUGGAUUACAACAACGACACCCCUCUGAGCUGGGCGGCGAUGAAGGGGAACCUAGAGAGCGUGAGCAUCCUUCUGGAGUACGGGGCUGAGGUCCGGGUGGUCAACCUGAAAGGACAGACCCCAAUCUCAAGGCUGGUUGCUCUGCUGGUCAGAGGACUCGGCACUGAGAGGGAAGACGCCUGCUUUGAUCUCCUCCACAGAGCUGUUGGACACUUUGAAUUGCGGAAGAACGGCGCCAUGCCUCGCGAGGUCCUGCGGGAUCAGCAGCUCUGCGGAAAGCUGACCACGCUGUGCUCUGCCCCCGGCACCUUAAAGACACUGUCGCGCUAUGCCGUGCGCCGCAGCCUGGGCGUGCAGUUCCUGCCCGAUGCGGUGAAGGAGCUGCCUUUGCCAGAGUCUCUGAAAGAGUACGUGUUGCUCAAGUGACAGCGAACGCUUUGUAGGAUUCUGUUAAUAGUGCAGGCGGGCUGAUUCCUGUGCAGCUCUGUCCCUGACACUUCGCACUAACCGUAGCAGCGAUCCGAAAUCAAUUUCGCAGGUCUGUCUGUAACCGCCCAGGCAAUGGGCUCCUCCUUGCUCCGGCAUUGGCCAGUUGUUUCCCUUAGAUUCUCCGUCUGCUGCAAUUACCUUCUUUCCUUUCUUCAAUGGCGGUGGUUGGAAGAUCUUGGCUAUGAUCUGUGAUGGCUGAGAGGCUUCAAGGGACAGCCCUGCUCUCCUCCUCCUCCUCCUUCAGCAGCAGAUAUUUGGAGCUGCUUUACAGGCUUGGGGUGGGGGUGGGGAGGACAACAGCUGAUUUAGUUUCAUUAUACGUAGCAAAGCAUUUUAGUGACCCACCGUUUCUCCUUCUAGCUUUACACUCUUGAGUCACCAGGCCUGUCCUGCCAUUUCAUUUUCUAUUGGGAAGUAAGCCAUUCUUUUCAGGGGCUUAAACGAUGGAUUUGAACAAACAAGCCUGUUGAGCUAAUCCGCUCCUGGAGGGAUUCGAGGGCGCUUCUCCAUCUUUCUCCUGACCACCCAACCAGAGGUGCCAAAGUAGCAGGAGAAGAAUUCUCUCAAAAAGGCUGGGUCGCCCUUGUUGCUUGGGCCAGGUCUGCACCUGCCACAGAACAAAGUGGUAGAUUCCUGAGCUGGUGGUGGACAGCGUCACUUCCUACCAGGUGGAGAAUGGUCGGAGUAGAAAAUUAAACACCUUGGGGAGAAGUUCUGAAGCCGCUAUUUCUUUGCUGUGCUAAUUCCCCUCUUUAUGUAAUAAACCAAUUCUGGAAUGUGCAGGCAGGAACCUGUAGUCUGAAGGGGUACAUCAUGGCACCACCUCAUUCUGCCACAUGCAUAGAUCCAGCCUUUAUCUACAAGGAGAGGAGCCCAGCAAAGCCAAUAGAAAGGAAGCCCAGUUAGUAUUGCUGUGUCUGGAGACAUGUGUGUCAUAGUAUAUUUCCCUCCCUUCUUUUAUCUCUUUUUAAAAUAAAGUCUAGUAGUGAGACAGAUCCAAGUACAUGUAUUGAUUUUUGUAUCAUGUAUAAGGAUCAGGAAGUUAGUUCCCUGUCUUCACUGUGUAUCUUAUGUAUUUUAUUAAUGGCUUGAAAGUUUACUAAGCGUAUUCUUUAAUAUAUCUUGCAGUUUGAGAGUGCUGUUGGUUGGGCUCCUAGCAACAGUGGUUCAUAGCAUGUUCAGCCAAAUCUUGAUUUGCAUCCCCGCCAUUCAGUUUCCUAAUAGCUGUCUUUUCCCCCUGAAGUUUCAAGAGUAGUGUGCACGUGUGUAGAGGUGGUGGUAAUUUUAUACUUCCAGUAAGCAAUGUGAAUUGAAAAGGCCUGUGAAAGUGGCAAGAUGUGUCCCACCCACCCCAGGCGCAAGAAAUCCCUUAGUAUCAAAGCAAAAGUAAAGUUUCAUUCCCUACGACUAUGAUGGAAACUUGCAUUUACUGGCAGGUUCCUAAGAGGUCAAAUUUUCCCCAAGCCAGUCCUGGGCCUGAAUAAUUUGCUAAAUCCCCCUAUUCCCAGUGUUCCUUAAACUCUUGAUAACCGGUGGAUUUUAAAAUUAUAGGCAUAUUUCACUCAAAAAGAGUAUCACUUCCUUGGAUGAGAACCCUUGCAAGUGCAGGAUAGUCCAGGUAAUAUUGUGUAGAUGCUUAGCUGCCUUCUGCCAAAGUCAGGGCUCAGAAGUGGGGAUAUGAUUUCUGAGAAAAGGGGUGUGUGUGCUUCUGGGAUCCUCUUAAGAUCACUAGUUCUAUAUUGGGGGGGGUGGGAAUGGGAAAGAGGGCAGUGUCAAUGGAGAAAAGUGGGCUAUAUGGGAAUAAUUGCCCUCAUCAGUGGGUGAAAUAAUCAGUGUCCCAUGGCUCUGUGUUCUCAGGCUAUUUAAUGUAAACAGAGCCAUAAACCAAGUGUGAGCAGAAGGUAAAUCUCCAGUUGUUUUGGACUUCAGCUCCCAGAAGCCCCUGCCAGCAUAGCCAAUGGUCAGGAAUGCUGGGAGUUGAAGUCUGAAACAUGUGGAGAUGUACUUUCUGCCCACCUUUGCUAUAAGCUUUUAUAGAGAUGUGUUUCUUUCUGUCCUGCACAGGCAACUUCGCAACAUUGCUCCAUACUUUAGAAUCCUGCAACUCAUGCCUCCCAUAGAAGGAUAAUUAAGUGCAAUGUGGUGUCCCUCCCCCACCCCACCCUGUACUCUGCAGUCUCUUCUCUCCCAUGAGUUUGGGCCUGCCUGAGCGCAGGCUGGGUAUUCAGAAAGCCAUACCUUGUGAGGAACAAAUCAUGCUGUAAGCGCCGAAUACCCUUUCCCAAAAGUUUGGUUGCUAUGGAAGAGCCAAUGACUUGUGUGGGAUAUUUAAAGUUUGUUGAUUAAA